Molecule: messenger RNA, 14451 nt
Organism: Coregonus sp. 'balchen'
Lineage: Eukaryota; Metazoa; Chordata; Actinopteri; Salmoniformes; Salmonidae
Source: the annotation of a GenBank genome assembly
CACAGCUGACUGGACGCGCGCAGCCGUUCGCUCUCCGUGGUGCUGAAUGUUCUCCUAACCGCUACCUGCCUCACCGUAGAUCCUCACGAAAGAUAAGGGAGAGUGGAGCUUCUUCCACUGGAAAAUAGCCAUACAAUUUUGGACUUUUCCGCAUAAUCAUCGACGUUGUUUUCUCUCUUGAUCUUAUCAUAUUAUGGAUACAUUUCAAACCUUAUCAAAAGGGUGAUUAUUAAUUUUUUUUUACCAAUUGACUGGGAUCUGUAGCCUACAAGAUGGCACUGAAUGGAUGUACAUUGCAUAAGGCAAAGGAAGAUUUAUCAGACUGCUGUUUUGUGACUGUGAAACCAUACCAUAUCAGAUUGUUCGCCUAAUUCUGCAAUAUAAUCGUUUUUUCUCAGCUCAUUCAAUACACCUGGCAUUGGAUGUCUAAACCUCGAUUUUCUUCCCAGAAAGAGGCACAUAAUUCGGAAUAACAUUUGACCAAAUAUGUUUAACAAUAUUCCCUAUUUGAAUUCUUUAUCGUAAUAUCAAAGAAAUCGAGCUGAAAUCAAGAAGAAUUUGGAAUCAUGGAAUCCGAACCCGAACCCGUUAAGCAUCGGGCUUUCCCGCCCAGUAAAGAAGGGCUGAAGAAUUUGGCAGGAAAGACCUUCGGCCAUCUGUACAGGUAAAGAAAAUAUCUCGAACACUUCCCCUUACUCUCUGUCUACUUUUCACCUCGGUAAUAAAUAGGGAAUUGAAAUGUUAAACUAUAUAUCCAUAUGCAAUGCAGGUGUGAAUUGCCUCCUGUCUCAUCCAGGCAAUGAGAAAAAAAUCUCACUAGCACCCAAACCCCAUGAGAAAUAAAAUCUCACUUGCACCAAAAACCAAUGAGAAAAUAAAUCUCACUUGCAAAUUGGUUGCUGUGAUUCUGGACUAAAUUCAAAAGAGAAAAACACAUAUUUUUAGAUGAAUUAUCAACAGGACAGGAAUUGGAAAAGCACAAUAAUAUCAGAGUGGUCGAAUAUUUAAGGAUCUGUUAUUUCCCGGGAGAGUGAGGGUUGUGUUUUAAAUAAUUAAUGCAACAGAACGCGUCGUGACACAAGGGGUCGGGGAUAUCUGUUACAUUAUAUAUUCAUCAGUAUUAAUCAAAAUCGAUCUGUUUGAUAUCAACUGUCAUGGAACACACUCUGUUCUUUGUGGUGGUGUAAAAUGCGACACUGCAUUGGAAUCAGGGAAUAGAUUUUUACAGGAAGAUUGUAGGCUACUCCGUUGAAGAAAAUACUCGAUAUAUAUAGGCUACCAUGGUGAUCACAUUUAUUGUUUCUAAAUUCAGGUUUUGAUCGAAUCAUUUAAAAUAAUAGAAAAAAAUGAUCAUUCUAAAUUGGCUAGAUUGAAACACAUGACUUUCCAAAAGCAUAAUUUAGGCUAAUUAAUUUCGUUUUUCGUGACUGAAAAUAAUGUGAUUUUCACUAUAAAUAUUGAUGAUUGAUUGGAACAAAAUUGUAAAACACAUAUACAAUUUAAGAGCUAAUAAAAAUGUUUUACACUGCAUUUUAUUAGCAAUCAAACAUCUAUUUUUUAAACAUCUGUUUUUUUUUCGUGGUUUAUUCAUUCCAGUGUUUCUAUUCCCUGUGGUUGGAGAUGUUAACCAUUCCACUGAAUAGUAAUGCCGUGAUACAUCACACAAUUCAAUGUUGGCAGAAAGACUCUUGGUUUUCCUAUGCAAUCUUAUCUUAUCACCUCGAUCGAAUUUAGUAGCCUAUAAUUUGUUAUGAUACAUCUUACAUUUUAAUCUAAUAAAAUUCAAAACGCGAUAUUUAUACAUUUAAUUGGUUAUCUUAUUGAGCUCUCAGUAUACCGACACAGACUAAUGUCCAAAUGUAGCAUAAAUGUAAGUGCUGCUGCAAUGCGGUAUGAAGGUCGUUUUAUUGUAUUCAUUUAGCCAAGCUGUCAUUCUUAGAACAGGUGGAAAUUAAACGUUCAACGGAACAUUAAAUGGUAAAAUUUUUAAAUUUACAUUUUGCAGACGCCCUUAUCCAGAGCGACUUACAGUUAGUGAGUGCAUACAUAUUAUUUUUUUUUCAUACUGGUCCCCCGUGGGAAUCGGACCCACAACCCUGGCGUUGCAAACACCAUGCUCUACCAACUGAGCUACACGGGACUCUGUUAUAGUAUCGCAAAUAACAUCAGCACUCUACUCUUGAUUUGCACUUCAGAGUAAAAUUACUACAAUUUUCCAGGCUAUUUGAAAUUGAGUUUCAAUAUUUGAAGAAAAACAAUAUUUUUUCUCAAGUUUAUUUUUUUUAAGAGACAAAAACAGAAAGUAAUUCUGUCUAAUUUAGAGAAUUAACACUUUUUUCAUACCAAUCGAAUGAUCUUCAAGAAUUCCUUCAAACGUUCAAAAUAAGUGGAUUACAUGAAAUAAAUGUAUAUAUCCUUAUUUUUUAACCCUAUAAUACAACGAAAUGUCCCCUCUUCCUCACCAUAGCUAUCUAUCUACUGUUAAUUAACUUAGCCUAUAGACCUAUUCAAUUUAAACUGUUUGCCAUAUAACUUUUAAAUAGGCCUGAUAAUUGCAAGAAUAGCCAAAUAUUUGGAGGAUUUUUUUCAAGGAAAUAAAGGAUGUUAUUAAUAGUCCUACUGGUGCUUGUUUGGUCUAAAGGGUGGUGGAGAAACGUCAGAAGACAGGUGAGGUGAUCGAGCUAACGGAGGACGGACGGCCGUCGGAGCAACGAGAGAAGAAACCGCCUUUAUGUGACUGCACGUGCUUCGGCCUCCCGCGCCGUUACAUCAUCGCAAUCAUGAGCGGCCUCGGAUUCUGCAUCUCCUUCGGCAUCCGGUGUAACCUGGGCGUGGCUAUCGUAGGCAUGGUCAAUAACAGCACCAUGCACAAGGACGGCAAGAUCGUCAUCACAGAGGUGCCUAUCAUAUUUUCUGCAUUUCAAAUGGCACACUAUUCCAUAAUGCACUACUUUUGAUCAGGGGCCAAUCCGUCCCAAAUGGCACCCUAUUCCAUACAUAGUGAACUGGUUUUUUACCAGAACCCUAGGGCCCCUCAAAUGGCACCCUAUUCCAUACAUAGUGAACAUGGUGAUCAGGGCCCCUCAAAUGGCACACUAUUCCCUAUGGGACCUGGUCAAAAGCAGUGCGCUAUAUAGGCAGUGAAUUGGUUGGCACUUGGAAUGGAACCAUAUGACCAAGUCCCCGCCCCCCUCUUCUUCUGCAUAUGAGAUAGCGAGGCACGAUUUCAAUUGAAUGAGUCAUCCAACAAACAGACACCAUAGCCCACAUAAGCCCCGCAGUCAUCACGACUUUUAGGAUAGGGCAUAAUGUUUGCAAACUUAAAUUCGCAAAUGAAUAGAGUUGGAAUUCAAACUUUGAUCCUUUUUCCAUCCCUUUCUGUUGGCCCAAGCAACAUUCUUGUUGGAAUGACCUUAUAAGAAUCGAACGCCUGUAUGACAGUAUUAUUUGAAACAUUUCACACAAUUUGAGUCGAUGUUUAUGAAAAAGAGGACAAUCAGGACAUUGUUAUGCAUAUGGUUCAUGAAUAACUCACCCUUGUGUUUCUACGUGUUAUUGUUUGGUUUUGGGAAGAAAGCGAAGUUCAACUGGGAUCCAGAGACGGUGGGGAUGAUCCACGGUUCAUUCUUCUGGGGUUACAUCGUCACACAAAUACCCGGAGGGUGGAUAUGCUCACGACUAGCAGCAAACAGGUAAAUGUCAUCAGAAAAUUUGAUUUUAACCAUAUUAAAUAGUAUAACAUGUAUCUAUAGUGAAGUUUCCUUUGGGAAAAAAGUAGGCCAAAUAAAGUUAUUAUAGUAUAUUCCUUCCUGUUCAAUUCUAGCUGCUUCUCAUCUAUCUACCUGUGAGAUGUAUAAGCAGAGAACAUAGUUUCAGUUUGAAGCAGACACUUGCUAAAGCCAGAUGCGGAUGUCAGACGCAGACGGGUGGAUUUAGCGGUGUCGCGGGGGAGGGGGGGGGGGGGUUAGGCUCUGACCUCGCGCCAGAUAUUGGGGAUUCUAUUAGUGGCGGCGAGGCGUGCCUCCUCGUGCCUCAUCGUGAUAAUGAGCUCCCGCGGGACUUCCGUGUCGAAUCUUAUUUUUUUCUUCGGUGGGAGGCAUGGCAACGGGUAGUAGUAAUGCGAGACAUGUUAUGUGCACUCGUGUGUUCACAAGAUAGGAAGAUAUAAAAAUGAACAAGUAGGCCUAUAAUUUUAAUUACCAAUUGUUGCUUUAAAUUAAAUGUUCACCUUUCAUUAGACAACAUUAUAGGCUAUAUACACAACCAUAAGAAAAUAAUGUAUGUGGAAAUAGGCAAUAUUCUAUUCUGUAAAUCGCUCUGGAUAAGAGCGUCUGCUAAAUGACUAAAAUGCAAAUGUAAAUGUAUUAUAUUAUAUUCCUAUCCACAUUGAGACAGGAUUGAGAUGAGAAAUGUUCUAUUGGUUUAGUGUAAUUCAGCAGGGACCAGCUGAGCACCUUCUGCUGUAGCAGACAGACUCUGUCCUCACCUUCUCAUUUCACCCCUAAACGAAGCUUCAGCUGAAAUUAACACGUUUUAUUUCAGUAUGCUACAGGUGUUUGGUUCUUUCUUUUCUAAUUUCUUGAUUAUUUUACGUUUUAAACGUCCAGCAUGAUAGUUAGAAUAAAUAGAGCGUAAACAGGAAUAUUUUAGCUGUAGAUGAAAUAUGAUAAUAAUGAAACCAUUUUGUUGGAACAUCAUUCCAUGUACAGUAUUUUAUGUCCACUUCGGUUUAAAGCACAGUAUUCAUUCAAUUGAUAUGCUAGGGACAGCUAAUGUAUGGGAUUGGGAUUGGAUGGAUUACAAAUAGUGUUUCAAUUGUUUUCCCCUUUUGUUCAUAGAGUGUUUGGGCUAGCCAUCUUCCUGACGUCCACCCUCAACAUGCUCAUCCCCUCCGCGGCUCGGGUGGACUACCGCUGCGUCAUCUGCGUCAGGAUACUACAGGGUCUGGUGGAGGUAAAACCGUGGGCUGCUGAUUGGUUGGUUUGGUUGGAUGGGGAUUUCUUACAGCAUUCUGUGUCCUACACCACACUCGUUGUUUAACCUUCCACUGACGUCAGAAUACCUAUUCCCCAAGGGAGACCUGGUCAUUAAUUAUGCAUAUCAGCAUUAAAAGAAACCAAUAGGUAUGUACAAAUCAAUAACACGAGAAAGGUCCACAAGACACGUCUCUGCUGCUAACUAAGAUGCCUCUCUGCUUCCCAUUACUCCCAAUAAUACAGUUAAAUACUGUAGGUCUGGUUGUAGAAUGCAGCACUGUUCUUAUUGGAUGCCCUAGUUGUGGCUCAGUAUUAUGGAGAGUGUCUAUUUCUAGACGUUUGAUGUUCAUUCAAGAUCAUCACAGAGGUCACAUGACCGGUAUACCAUAUCACUAAAGCAUUAGUGUUCAUGGAAGUCUACUGUGUACACAGGUACACGGAUAAUGCAUUUUUAAAAAUGUGCACGCUUUAAAAUGCAGCAUCGUUCUAUCCGUGUAACUGCAUACAAUGGAUGCUGUUUUUGUGGGGAACCACUUAGACUCUUUCAUACCUGACCCUGAGCUUUAGAGCAAACAAGAAACAUACCUGAGAAAUAUGGGGGGGAGGGGGAGAGACGUAGGGAUGUUCACAUAUAAAGAAACAUACCAAAAGACGGGACAACAAAGUGACGUCAUCAUCAAACCAAAUAGAGAAUGAAAGGAUGAUGUAGCAGCAGUGAAAGAAUACUAUCCGACUGAAGGAUGAUGUAGCAGCAGUGAAAGACUACUAUCAUUUACAUUACAGUCAUUUAGCAGACGCUCUUAUCCAGAGCGACUUACAGGAGCAAUUAGGGUUAAGUGCCUUGCUCAACAGGCACAUCGACAGAUUUUUCACCUAGUCGGCUCGGGGAUUAGAACCAGCGACCUUUCAGUUACUGGCACAACGCUCUUAACCACUAAGCUACCUGCCGCCCCGGCAGUCUGAAGAUCAUCCUUCCUUUAUUAUUAUUUUUCAUUUUAAUGCUCCUGUUCUAUGAAUAGAAUCCUCCCUCCCUCCCUAUCGCUCCAACAGCCAGCCUCCAUCCGCCAGCCCUCCAGCCGCCCAUCCCGCAUCGCGCCACUCGCACUCUCCACCUCCAUAUCGCCAUCCCCUCCAUCCCUCUCCAUCCUCCAGCCUCCAUCCGCUCAGCCUCCACCCUCAUGCGCCUCCACUCUCCACCCCGCCAUGCCCAGUCUCCAGCCCGCUCCAUCCCUCUCCAGCCCUCGCCAUCCUCCACGGCUCUCCCACCCCGCCAUCCUCCACUCUCCAUCCGCACCAUCCCCUCCACUCUCCAUCCCCACCGCCUCCAGCUCUCCAGCUCUCCAUCCCCGCCCGCCUCCCCUCGCCCAUCCUUCCAUCCCUCCACCUCCCACCUCACUCCAUGCCUCGCAGCCCCAUCUCCAGCCACGCUCCAGCCCUCGCCAUCCUCCAUCCUCCAUCUCUCCAACCCACUCAUCCAUCUCCAUCCCGCCACUCGCCAUCCCGCCCAGUCUCCCAUCCCCUCCCCAUCUCUCCAUCUCUCCACUCUCCAUCCCUCUCCAUCUCUCAUCCCCAUCCUCCAUCCCUCCAUCUCUCCAUCUCUCCAUCCUCUCCAUCCCUCUCCAUCCCCCCCCAUCUCUCCAUCUCUCCAUCCCUCUCCAUCCCCCUCCAUCUCUCCAUCUCUCCAUCUCUUCAUCCCUCCAUCCCUCAGUAAAGAAACAGAAGCAGUCUGUGUCUGUGCUCUGUGCUCCAUGUGCAUCGACUUAUUACUGCAAAUUAAACAUUAGCAUUUCAGGGUGACUCCCACAGCAAGCCCAAGCAAUUUGUGUCUAUCAAUAGUUGAUUGUGUGCCACUUACUGAGUAAUUGAAAAUGUAUGGGAGCAACGAAGUAGGCUCGUUAGCUUGAGUCUGCCCUGGCUGACUCAGUCUCAGGUUAUGUCUCAAAUGGCACCCUAAUCCAUAUAUAGUCUCAAAUGGCACCCUAUUCCAUAUAUAGUCCCAAAUGGCACCCUAUUCCAUAUAUAGUCUCAAAUGGUGCCCUAUUCCAUAUAUAGUCUCUAAUGGCACUUUAUUCCAUAUAUAGUCUCAAAUGGCACCCUAUUCCAUAUAUAGUCUCAAAUGACACCCUAUUCCAUAUAUAGUCUCAAAUGGCACCCUAUUCCAUAUAUAGUCUCAAAUGGUGCCCUAUUCCAUAUAUAGUCUCAAAUGGCACCCUAUUCCAUAUAUAGUCUCAAAUGGCACCCUAUUCCAUAUAUAGUCUCAAAUGGUGCCCUAUUUCAUAUAUAGUCUCAAAUGGCACUUUAUUCCAUAUAUAGUCUCAAAUGGUGCCCUAUUCCAUAUAUAGUCUCAAAUGGCACUUUAUUCCAUAUAUAGUCUCAUAUGGCACUUUAUUCCAUAUAUAGUCUCAAAUGGCACCCUAUUCCAUAUAUAGUCUCAAAUGGCACCCUAUUCCAUAUAUAGUCUCAAAUGGUGCCCUAUUCCAUAUAUAGUCUCAAAUGGCACUUUAUUCCAUAUAUAGUCUCAAAUGGUGCCCUAUUCCAUAUAUAGUCUCAAAUGGCACUUUAUUCCAUAUAUAGUCUCAAAUGGCACCCUAUUCCAUAUAUAGUCUCAAAUGGCACCCUAUUCCAUAUAUAGUCUGAAAUUGCACUUUAUUUCAUAUAUAGUCUCAAAUGACACCCUGUUCCAUAUAUAGUCUCAAAUGGUGCCCUAUUCCAUAUAUAGUCUCAAAUGGCACUUUAUUCCUUAUAUAUUCUCAAAUGGCACUUUAUUCCAUAUGUAGUCUCAAAUGACACCCUAUUCCAUAUAUAUUAUUCCUUAAGCAGUGCACUACUUUUGACCAGGGCCAAAUAGAGUGCCAUGUAAGACACAGCAUACAGUCCCACCUCAACCCAUUUAUCCAGAUUAGGAAAGUUCAGCUCAGAUGUGUCAUGUCAGUUAGUUUUUGAUAAGAUAUAAUUAUCUUGCUUGUAUUUGACUAAUGAGAGAAACUGGCUGCUCAGUUGUCAGUGCCAUUUACAUACACUGACUCAUCCCAAUCGGAUUUAAUACUGAAUAUUUGUUUGAAGAUAUUAAAUCCUAUUUGAUUAAGUCAUUUGGAAAUUGUCCACGUCGUUUUUAAGGUCAGGAUAUAAGAGAGGAAUUAAUGUAGGACUGAAUUACAUGACCCAGUCUGUCUGUCCGUCUGUUUGUCUGUCCGUCUGGACUGGACUACAUUGACCCACUCUGUCGGUCGGUCGGUUUGUCCGUUUCUCUGUCCAGUCUGUCUGUCUGGUCAACAGGAUUGCCAUAUUUUCUGUGUUCCUCCAUAGGGAGUGACCUACCCAGCCUGUCAUGGCAUCUGGAGUAAGUGGGCCCCACCACUGGAGCGGAGCCGUCUGGCCACCACGUCCUUCUGUGGAUCCUAUGCUGGUGCUGUGAUAGCCAUGCCUCUGGCUGGGAUCCUGGUCCAGUACUCUGGCUGGUCCUCCGUCUUCUAUCUGUAUGGUAAGUUCAUCAGCUGGAAAAACAGUGCCAAUUGGUACUGAGUGGACCACCCUGGCUAAUUCACUGUUCACAGUUAAAAUACCUACAUCUGUCCUAGGGGAUCCUUUUUGAGACAAAGAUAGUCUAUUUUAGUUUUUUGCUUCUCUCUCUCUCUCUCUCUCUCCUUCUCUCUCUCCUCUCCUCUCUCUCUCUCUCUCUCUCUCUCUCUCCUCUCUCUCUCUCUCUCUCUCUCUCUGUCUCUCUCUCUAGGCUGCUUUGGGAUGUUCUGGUACAUGUUCUGGAUCCUGGUGUCCUAUGAGAGCCCAGAGGUUCACCCCACCAUCACCGCCGAGGAGAGACGUUACAUCGAGGAGAGUAUCGGAGAGGGUCAAGAACUAUUCGGUCCGGCUAGCGUGAGUUCCUCUCCUUCUCUUCUCCUCCUGCUCCACCUAUCCAACUAACUGACAUGUGCUCUGCUAUUACACCUAUGGCUCUGUAGAAAUACAAGACUCCGUGGAGGAAGUUCUUCACCUCAAUGCCCGUCUAUGCCAUCAUCGUGGCCAACUUCUGCAGGAGCUGGACCUUCUACCUGCUCCUCAUCAGCCAGCCAGCCUACUUCGAGGAGGUGUUCGGCUUCGAGAUCAGCAAGGUAAAAUGACGAGCCAUUCACUCACAAUGCCAGCCGGGUAUGAAUAGUUGGCUUGAUUUGUGUAACACAUACCGUGCAGACAAAACUCAUCAGACGUUCAAAUAAAAAAAAAUCUGUUGUAUCAGAACCAUUGUGUCAAAUGCAUUGUACAUCACCGAGUGUUACAGGGGGCAUAUCAAUUGCUGCACGGAGUACCAGUGUUGGAUUUCAUUUCCACUUCGUAACGUUGAGGGUAAAUGUCCCCUAGACACCAAACACAGACACAUUCUGGUCUGCGUCCCAAAUGGCAACCCUAUUGGGGGCACUACUUUAAACCAGGGCUCUGAUCAAAAGUAGUGCAAUGAAUAGUUUGAAUAGAUUGUUGUUCCCAGGGAGACGAUAUAACUCAGGCAGUUCUGACAGGCGUAAUUCAGGUGCUGGGUGGAUCUCUGGCCUCUUGUGGAUCAGGGGGUGUGAAUUAUAGCCUGGGGUGUGAUAUUGGGGUCAGGGGUUAAAGCUCGUACUAAGAUUUGUUCUGGGAGAAUCACUGUUUUUUGGGGGAUAUACAUUUUGAGCUGUCAUAUUGGAGGAUGGAUUUAGAGGUGCAGCUUGAAAGAUGAUAUCUCGGUUUUGUCCUCCCUCGCACCCUGCAGUGUUAUUGUUAUCAUGAUACAUUAUCCCAUCAUGAUACAUUAUCCCAUCAUGAUACAUUAUCCCAUCAUGAUACAUGGGAACAUGUCAAGCCCAUGAAUGACAAACUAAUCUGCAUUUGAAAGUUCUCAACACAUAACAACAUACAAGGAGAAAAUACACAAAUGUUGGAAACAGACUUCUGAAAUGAACUUUGACACUUAACGAAUAUGUAUCUAGAUAGGCCAUUUCAUGGAUUGUCAGUUUGCAUUGACUGCCAUGUUGAUGUUAAUUACAGUCAACUUGAAACUUGAAAUGUUUAUGGUUUACUAUUUGUGUUGUCAGGUGGGCAUGGUGUCAGCCCUGCCUCACUUACUGAUGACCAUCAUCAUGCCCGUUAAUGUUAUUCCUAUUGUUGAUGUUUGUGUUGUCAGGUGGGCAUGGUGUCGGCCCUGCCCCACUUGGUGAUGACCAUAAUCGUGCCCAUCGGAGGACAGCUGGCUGACUGGCUACGCAGCAGGAACAUCCUGUCUACUACCACCGUCAGGAAGAUCAUGAACUGUGGAGGUGAGGGCUACAUAAGGACUUCAUAAGGACUUCAUAAGGACUUCAUAAGGGCUACAUAGAGACUUUGUAACACAUUCAUAAUCUAUACAGAUCAUCCUGUCAACUUCCACCAUCAUGUCUGGAAGAUCAUGAACUGUAGAGAUAAGGAUUAGAUACAUAAGGACUUCAUAACACAUUCAUAACCUGUUCAUAACACAUUCAUAACCUAUACAUAACACAUUCAUAACCUAUACAUAACACAUUCAUAACCUAUACAUAACACAUUCAUAACCUGUUCAUAACACAUUCAUAACCUGUUCAUAACACAUUCAUAACCUAUACAUAACACAUUCAUAACCUAUACAUAACACAUUCAUAACCUAUACAUAACACAUUCAUAACCUAUACAUAACACAUUAAUAACCUGUUCAUAACACAUUCAUAACCUAUACAUAACACAUUCCUAACCUGUUCAUAACACAUUCAUAACCUGUUCAUAACACAUUCCUAACCUCUUUAUAACACAUUCCUAACCUAUACAUAACACAUUCCUAAUCUGUUCAUAACACAUUCAUAACCUGUUCAUAACACAUUCAUAACCGCUUUAUAACACAUUCCUAACCUAUACAUAACACAUUCAUAACCUCUUCAUAACACAUUCCUAACCUCUUUAUAACACAUUCAUAGCCUAUACAUAACACAUUCAUAACCUCUUCAUAACACAUUCCUAACCUGUUCAUAACACAUUCAUAACCUCUUCAUAACACAUUCCUAACCUCUUCAUAACACAUUCAUAACCUAUACAUAACACAUUCAUAACCUGUUCAUAACGCAUUCAUAACACAUUCAACACCCAGAACAUCGCUGAUCCACGUCACCAAGGAUAAUAACUACGCUGUAGGUCACCAAGGAUAAUAACUAUGCUGUAGGUCACCAAGGAUAAUAACUAGGCUGUAGGUCACCAAUGAUAAUAACUAUGCUGUAGGUCACCAAGGAUAAUAAAAAACUACGCUGUAGGUCACCAAGGAUAAUAACUACGUGUAUGUCACCAAGUCAUAAUAACUAGGCUGUAGGUCACCAAGGAUAAAACUAGGCUGUAGGUCACCAAGGGAUAAUAAACUGGCUGUAGGUCACAAGGAUAAUAACUAGCUGUAGCGUCACCAAGGAUAAAAUAGGCGUAGGUUCACCAAGGAUAAUAAAACUAGGUUGAGGUCACCAAGGAUAAUAAUUAGGCUGAUAGGUCACCAAGGAAAUAAACUAGACUGUAGGUCACCCAAGGAUAAUAUAGCUGUAGGUCACCAAGGAUAAUAACUAGGAGUGUAGGUCACCAAGGAUAAUAACUAGGCUGUAGGUCACCAAGGAUAAUAACUAGGCUGUAGGUCACCAAGGAUAAUAACUAGGCUGUAGGUCACCAAUGAUAAUAACUAGGCUGUAGGUCACCAAGGAUAAUAACUAGGCUGUAGGUCACCAAGGAUAAUAACUAGGCUGUAGGUCACCAAGGAUAAUAACUAGGCUGUAGGUCACCAAGGAUAAUAACUAGGCUGUAGGUCACCAAGGAUAAUAACUAGGCUGUAGGUCACCAAGGGUUAAUAACUAGGCUGUAGGUCACCAAGGAUAAUAACUAGGCUGUAGGUCCCAAGGAUAAUAACUAGGCUGUAGGUCCCAAGGUAUAAUAACUAUGCUGUAGGUCACCAAUGAUAAUAACUAGGCUGUAGGUCACCAAGGAUAAUAACUAGGCUGUAGGUCACCAAGGUUAAUAACUAGGCUGUAGGUCACCAAGGUAAUAACUAGGCUGUAGGUCACCAAGGAUAAUAACUAGGCUGUAGGUCACCAAGGUAAUAACUAGGCUGUAGGUACCAAGGAUAAUAACUAGGCUGUAGGUGACCAAGGAUAUAACUAGGCUGUAGGUCACCAAGGAUAAUAACUAGGCUGUAGGUCACCAAGGAUAAUAACUAGGCUGUAGGUCACCAAGGAUAAUAACUAGGCUGUAGGGUCACCAAGGAUAAUAACUAGGCUUGUCACCAAGGAUAAAGGCCUUGUAGGUGAUCCACGGAUAAUAACUAGGCUGUAGGUGGCACCAAGGAUAAUAACUAGGCUGUAGGGUCACCAAGGAUAAUAACUAGGCUGUAGGUCACCAAGGAUAAUAACUAGGCUGUAGGUCACCAAGGAUAAUAACUAGGCUGUAGGUCACCAAGGAUAAUAACUAGGCUGUAGGUCACCAAGGAUAAUAACUAGGCUGUAGGUCACCAAGGAUAAUAACUAGGCUGUAGGUCACCAAGAAGCGCACUAACAGUAAUAGGGAUUUCCUUUACUCUUGCUUGCACUGAUUUUGCAGAUAGUGACUUGUUUAAAGUGGGUUUCACUUGCAAUGGUUGUGAUAUGAGGUUGUUUUACUAUACCUACUGAUUGAAAGUCACUCUAGAUAAGAGCAUCUGCUAAAUGACUAAAAUGUCAUGCAAAUGGUCAAAGGUAGGCAAUGACCAAUGCUGUGUCUGUGUGUUGUUGCCUGUGUGCAGGGUUUGGAAUGGAGGCCACCUUGCUUCUUGUGGUUGGUUUCUCUCACACCAAGGGUGUGGCCAUCUCUUUCCUGGUCAUGGCUGUCGGCUUCAGUGGCUUCGCUAUAUCAGGUGAGUACUAGAACAUUUUAAAGAUUUGCAAACAAUUAAAAGUUGAACACUCUCUUUUAGGCCGGGAUUUGAUCAUUUCGCGCUUUGUCGGGUAUGCACCUUUCAAAGGCAGUAUUUCUGCGUUCACAAAAAAUAAAAAUAAAUACAACCUUUAACAAUUGCUUAAUCCGCGUUAUUCUGUGAAUUGAGUGGACUUCAAAUGGACAAGAAUUUGAGAUAAUGUGUUAGUUUGUUUACGCAACAAACUCUGCUCGAAGUGAGCUAAACUUGAACAAGCUUGUUGAGUAAAAUUACAAAUUCAUGUUUGCUCCAAACCACUCACAUCAUUAUCAUAUUUCCCAGCAUGCUCUAUCGCAGGUUGAUUUUCAAAAAAGUUUGUUUCAGUAUAUGGCUUUUCCAGUUGAUAUGAUUUAGGUAGUCUUAAUAAUCAAUCUUCCCUACCCCGGCAGUCAUUCUCAAUGCAGGUUGCGGAUGAUUAAAAGUUCCAAUUGUUGGAACUACACAUGACUUUGCAAGCUUGAUGUGGCGUUUCAGACCACUGUGUUAGGGGGUAACUGAACCCUCAAAUAAAGGUAUUCUGAUAUACUGUUUCAAAUCUUGUGUCAUACAUUUUUUAAUUUGAAAGAUAACAACGCUACACGUUCACUUGGACACUCACUUGGUGAACGCUACAGGACCGAAAGGCAUUGAAUACAACAACCAUGUCUCUGUCGCUAACAAACACAGUCAUGGGGUGGUAACUACAAUUCACUCAAAAAGGCACAAAUAUGCAAAUAAAGGUAGAAUAAAUGAUCUGGUUGAAUUGUGUGUUCACUCAACCUAAAAUUCUGAUUUUAAAAUCACAUACACUGCACUGUUGAUCUUUCUUGACCAUUUUCAUUAAAACGAUGUACUCUGUAGGUUUCAAUGUGAACCACCUGGAUAUCGCCCCCCGCUACGCCAGUAUCCUGAUGGGUAUAUCUAACGGUGUGGGAACCCUGUCAGGGAUGGUUUGCCCUCUAAUCGUGGGGGCCAUGACCAAAAACAAGGUGCACAUUCUGUUUCAGAAAGCUAGUCGUUUUUUGGGUAUGUGCUUAACAGUUGCGGCUGGUGACUUAAAUGUUGUACAAUUCCCAACUGGUUAACCACAAUACACCACUAUAAUUGUUAUGGUUUACCAUGUAUAGACAAAGUAUGUUCCUUCACGCCAACAGAAGUUCAAGUUCAAGUUUAUUUGUCCUGUUAUAAUCACAUUUGAAAUCUUACUCACCAGAGCUCCCAUUUCCUGUGUGUUCUGGCAUCACUUCCUGUCUCUAGACUCGAGAGGAGUGGCAGUGGGUGUUCCUCAUCGCUGCCCUGGUUCACUACGGAGGGGUCAUUUUCUACGGGAUCUUUGCGUCGGGCGAGAAGCAGCCGUGGGCCGACCCGGAGCUGACCAGCGACGAGAAGUGUGGCUUCAUCGACGAGGACGAGCUGGCAGAGGAGACGGGUGACAUCACACAGGGCUAUAGUGGUGGCAUGGCGGCAAUAGGGGCAGGGAAGAGUUACGGGGCCACUACAACUGGGCUCAACGGAGGCUGGGUGGCCCCAGACAGCUGGGAGAAA